Sardina pilchardus (European sardine) is the source of this 3622-nucleotide messenger RNA. It is a transcript of the gene iqsec2b, whose product is annotated as IQ motif and Sec7 domain ArfGEF 2b. Gene Ontology annotation, molecular function: guanyl-nucleotide exchange factor activity; protein binding. The coding region runs from base 788 to 3448 and encodes 886 amino acids. Gene Ontology annotation, biological process: regulation of ARF protein signal transduction; actin cytoskeleton organization. The record is from RefSeq and is a predicted model, not a curated record. The transcript has 13 exons. Lineage: Eukaryota; Metazoa; Chordata; Actinopteri; Clupeiformes; Clupeidae.
CAUCGAGAGCCAGGCCAAGCUUCUGGAGACGCAGCGCCGCCGCAUCGAGGAGCUCGAGACCCAGCUGGACCGGGUCAACCAGGAGAACCAGGACCUGCGCCUGGACCGCAGCCCCUGCCCCGAGCCCGCCUCAGGCCCCGUCCAGAACCACACCGACCAGAGCCCGACCCAGCCCUCCUCUCUGCCCCUGCACUCCUCCUCCACGGGCACCGGUACCAACCCCGGGCCGCUCCACAACAGCAACAAUGGCACCGGUGGAGGUGGCAGCACUGCCACCAGCCCGUCGACCCCCACGGCGCCCUCUGCUGGGCUGAACCGUGAGCGGCGGAGCCACACGCGUCUGACCCGCGGGCUCUCGUGCGGGGCGGCACCAGUGGACAGGGAGCGGGGACGACUGGAGCGGAUCGACAGCUCUGGGACCAACACCACCCCCACACCACGCAGACAUGUCGAGGUCGAGUCCCGGAACACAGACCACUCAGGCACCUUUGCGGACACUAGCCCUCACGCUGCCCCGGCCCCCUCCUACCUGCGCGGCGCAGAGCGCUUCGGCCCCGACAGCAGCAGCAGCAGCCCCCCCGCCGGCCCCGGCCCCGGUCCCGGUCCCGGUCCCCGGGGGCCCUGCGUGGCUCCCCCCAGCCCGGCAAGCCUCGCCUGGGCCCAGCGCACGCGGCACCAGCCCGCCAGCUUAGCCCUCCGCAAGCAGGAGGAGGAGGACAACAAGAAAUGCAAAGCGCUAUCCGACAGCUAUGAACUCUCCACCGACCUACAGGAUAAGAAGGUGGAGAUGCUGGAGAGGAAGUAUGGCGGCUACUUCCUGAGCCGGCGAGCGGCGCGCACCAUCCAGACGGCGUUCCGCCAGUACCGCAUGAACAAGAACUUCGAGCGCCUGCGCAGCUCCGCCUCCGAGAGCCGCAUGACGCGCCGCAUCAUCCUCUCCAACAUGCGGCUGCAGUACUCCUUCGACGAGCGCCCGCCGUCCCUGCCCUCGCAGACGCCGCCCGCGCAGACGCCCUACGGCACCCAGGGCAUGGGCACCCCCGAGCUGGAGCCCGGUCUGCCCGCCGCACGCUCCGCAGGGGACUACACACACCUGGAGGACUCCUUCUCCAAACAGGUGAAGUCUCUGGCCGACUCCAUCGACGACGCGCUGACGUGCCGCGCGGGCCGCGAGGACUCUCAGGACGGCAGCGGGGAGGUGUGCGGCGGCAGCAGCACGGCGGAGGAGUACGGCGAGUGCGUGUGGAGCACCAGCAGCCACCCGUCGGCCUCGCCCUCGCCCUCGUCCCGCCGCGGCCCGGGCCACCGCCAGCGCAGCGGCGGCGGCGGCGGCGGCGGCCUGAGCAUGCACGAGGACAGCACGGCCACGUCCUACAGCGACGUCACGCUCUACAUGGACGACGGCAUCCCCUCGUCGCCGCUCUCGCUGGACCGGGCGCCCAGCAGCACCGACACGGAGUUCUGGGGCACCAGCGGCAUAAUGGGCGGCGGCCGCGAGGACAGCCGCGACACAGAGGGCGGCGGCAGCGGCAACAGCCGGCGGAGCACGCCGUGCACCGAGUGCCGCGACUACCGGCUGCGCGGGCCGCACCUGCCCGUGCUGACCAUCGAGCCGCCCAGCGACAGCUCGGUGGACAUGAGCGACCGCUCCGACCGCGGCUCGCUCGGCCGCCAGCUGGUGUACGACCAGGACCCGUCCGGCGGCGGCGGCGGGGGGGGAGGGUCUCCGCAGGGGACGCUGAAGCACAACGCCACCGGCCCCGGCGCCGGAGCCCACUCGGCGAUGGUGCCCUGCGCCACGGCUCAGGGCCAGACGCGGCCCGCCUCGCGCCCGCUCCCCACCCAGAUCCCGCCGCAUCUGGCCCACCACCACCACCACCAUCACCACCACCACCACCACCACUACCCCGACACGCCCUCCUCGUCCUCGUCUCCGCAGCAGCCCCCCACCACGCCGCUCUCCUCCUCCUCGUCCGCCCCGCACGCCCCCGGCAGCCUGGAGCAGCCCUGCUGCUCGGACGGCGACAACGACUCGCUCAACUCCACCACCAACUCCAACGAGACCAUCAACUGCAGCUCGGGCUCGUCGUCCAGGGACAGCCUGCGGGAGCCCAUGCCGCCGCUGGGCAAGCAGACCUACCAGCGCGAGAGCCGCCAGUGCUGGGACUCGCCCGCCUUCAACAACGACGUGGUGCAGAGGAGGCAGUACCGCAUCGGACUCAACCUCUUCAACAAAAAGCCAGAGAAGGGCAUCCAGUACUUGAUCGAGCGGGGCUUUGUGUCUGACACGCCGGUGGGCAUUGCCCGCUUCAUCCUGGAGAGGAAGGGCCUGAGCCGGCAGAUGAUCGGAGAGUUUCUGGGCAACCGGCAGAAACAGUUCAACAAGGACGUGCUGGACUGUGUGGUGGAUGAGAUGGACUUCUCUGGUAUGGACCUAGACGACGCCUUGAGAAAGUUCCAGGCUCAGAUCAGAGUUCAAGGAGAAGCCCAAAAAGUGGAGAGACUAAUCGAGGCAUUCAGCCAGCGGUACUGUGUGUGUAACCCUGCGCUGGUGCGUCAGUUUCGGAACCCAGACACAAUCUUCAUCCUGGCGUUUGCCAUCAUCCUCCUCAACACGGACAUGUACAGCCCCAACAUCAAACCAGAGAGGAAGAUGAAGCUGGACGACUUCAUCAAAAACCUCCGAGGUGUGGAUAAUGGGCAGGACAUCCCCAGGGAUCUGCUGGUGGGGAUCUACCAGCGCAUUCAGAAGUGGGAGCUGAGGACCAAUGACGACCACGUGUCCCAAGUCCAGGCGGUGGAGAGAGUAGUGGUCGGCAAGAAGCCAGUGCUGUCUCUGCCCCAUCGUAGACUGGUGUGUUGCUGUCAGCUAUAUGAAGUCCCUGACACAAACCGACCACAGAGGACAGGACUUCAUCAGAGAGAGGUCUUCCUCUUCAACGACCUGCUCGUGGUCACAAAGAUCUUCCAGAAGAAGAAGACCUCGGUGACAUACAGCUUCAGACAAUCCUUCCCAUUGGUGGAGAUGCAGGUCCACAUGUUCCAGAACUCCUACUACCCUCACGGUGUGAGGCUGACGUCGGCCAUCCCAGGCGGGGAGAGGAAGGUUCUGAUCGUGUUCGCCGCUCCGAGUCAGCAAGACCGCACACGCUUCGUCAGCGACCUGCGCGAGAGCAUCGCCGAGGUGCAGGAGAUGGAGAAAUACCGAGUGGAGUCGGAGUUGGAGAAGCAGAAGGGUGUGAUGCGUCCCAGCCUGCUGACGGGCGGUAUGGGGGGGGGCGUGGGCAUUGGGGGGGUGAAGAAUGACGUGGUCAACGGCUCCCUGGGAAGGCCCAGUCUGGACGACACCUACGCCCCGUCUGAAGGCCUGAAACGCAGCGCCCUCAGCUCGUCUCUCAGGGACCUCUCUGAUGCAGCAGCCCUCGUCCUCACCAACGCUACCCCGUAGCCACUGUGCUCCCCAGCAGCUUUGGCCUGGACGACUACCGCCCGCAGCGCCCCAUCCUGAGCCCCGGAGUGAUGGGGAUGGGGGGUGGGCCGGGGCUCGCACACACGCCUGGGGUGGUGACUGGAGGUGGGCUAGUCUCCAACAGCAGCGCGGCGGCGGCGGCGGCGGCUGGGG